AAUGGCUAUUAGGAGUGAUUCUUAAAGAGUUUUCUAAACCUAAAUUCUUAAAACUUUGAUGAAUGAGAAUCAUUUACUGAAAUCUUAGGCAAAAAAGAAGGAUGCACUGAUAGUGUAAUUAUUAGAAAGGAAAGUAAAAGAAAGUGAAUAAGCUUUGAAAUCUGAAAGAAAAGGAAAAUAAAAUGGAUCUCAAACAAGAAGAGAUGAUAAGGAUUUAAGAAUACAUACAAGAAUAAAGACUCUGAUUGACUUAUUGCCAGAUGGGUUUUGAA
Molecule: messenger RNA, 272 nt
Organism: Paramecium pentaurelia
Lineage: Eukaryota; Ciliophora; Oligohymenophorea; Peniculida; Parameciidae
Source: the annotation of a GenBank genome assembly